This is a messenger RNA of Ceratitis capitata (Mediterranean fruit fly), 717 nucleotides long. RefSeq lists its product as uncharacterized. Bases 2 to 646 code for a protein of 214 amino acids. Lineage: Eukaryota; Metazoa; Arthropoda; Insecta; Diptera; Tephritidae. The record is from RefSeq and is a predicted model, not a curated record. The transcript is spliced from 4 exons.
AAUGAAGUCCUAUUGUAUGUUGGUGUUGGUGGCUGUGGUCUAUUUGGCAUACGUGCAUGCGGAUGCCUGCGUACAAUGUACCUCCGCUAACGACUCCAAAUGUGCCACAGAUCCUGAGAAUUAUCUAGCCAAAUCGUGCAAUGUGAAUACCUCCGUUUGCUAUACACGAGUUUUUAAUGGCAAUACAAUACGCGGCUGCGCCUCCGAGUUGGACAACGCCACCGCCGCUGCCUGCCACAACGAGCUGGAAUGUUUGAUUUGCUCCUUCGCGGAGGGUUGCAAUCGUCGCCUCUUCCCAUUGAGUCGCGCUCAGUGUCUACAAUGCUCGGGUAAUUCGACCAGCGAUUGUGCUACCAAUGUCUACGCCAGACCCACAGUGUGUCCACUCUACAAAUUGGGUGAUAGGUGCUACGUGCGAAAUGAUGGUAAGAACAAAACGGAAUCAUUCCAACGCGGUUGUCUCUCCUCGGCUCAGGCUAAGAAGCUUUGCGUGAAUGAUGGGAACUGUUUCAUUUGUGAAGGUGUUGGCUGCAACUUCCUCGCCUACAACAGCACUCAGAUUCCAAUUGCCCGUGAUGGCGCCGCAUUCAUUAGCUCCUCGAUGGCAUUACUCGGCGCUGCUUUGUUGGCAUUGCGUUGGGUUUAAUUUUUGAAUUAAAUAUAUGUGUGUGUGACGUUUUUUUUAAAUACAAAAUUUUUUAUGUUCACCUUUUUUUU